Messenger RNA from Perognathus longimembris pacificus (Pacific pocket mouse), 1505 nucleotides. It is a transcript of the gene Srd5a3, whose product is annotated as steroid 5 alpha-reductase 3. Gene Ontology annotation, biological process: polyprenol catabolic process; dolichol-linked oligosaccharide biosynthetic process. Gene Ontology annotation, cellular component: endoplasmic reticulum. Lineage: Eukaryota; Metazoa; Chordata; Mammalia; Rodentia; Heteromyidae. The record is from RefSeq and is a predicted model, not a curated record. Bases 48 to 1052 code for a protein of 334 amino acids. Gene Ontology annotation, molecular function: 3-oxo-5-alpha-steroid 4-dehydrogenase activity. The transcript has 5 exons.
UCUCGGAGAGCCGCGGGUUAGGCCGCGUGGGUUUGCGGAAGCAGGCCAUGGCUCCCUGGACAGGGGCCGAGCUCCCGAUCCUGAGUCCGCUGCGCGCGCUGUGGCUAGCGCUGGCUGCCGCCUUCCUGCUGGCCCUGCUGUUGCAGCUCGUGCCGCCCGACUUGUUCCCGGGCUACGCGUUCUUCCAGGAUCUGAUCCGCUAUGGGAAAACCAAGCUGGGGGGAGUGCCGCGCCCGGCCGCCUGCCGCGCCUUUGACGUCCCCAAGAGAUAUUUUUCUCACUUCUAUGUCAUCGCUGUGCUGUGGAAUGGCUUCCUGCUUUGGUUCCUCACGCAAUCUCUGUUCCUGGGAGUGCCUUUUCCAAACUGGCUUCACACUUUGCUCAGAAUUCUUGGAGCAGCACAGUUCCAAGGGGGCGAGCUGGCACUGUCGGCGUUCUUGGUGCUGUUGUUCCUGUGGCUGCACAGCGCACGGAGACUCUUUGAGUGUCUCUAUGUCAGCGUCUUCUCCAAUGCCGUGAUUAAUGUAGUGCAAUACUGUUUUGGGCUUGUCUACUAUGUCUUGGUCGGCCUAACUGUGCUGAGCCAAGUACCAAUGGAUGGCAGGAAUGGUGAGUGGUCCCUACCAUGUCACAGGCCUCGAGAGGGGUAUUCUUCAGUCUAUGUGAUAGGGAAGCACGUCCUGAUGCAAGCGCGCUGGUUCCACAUCCUGGGGCUGGUGAUGUUCGUCUGGUCAUCGGCGCACCAGUACAAGUGCCACGUCAUCCUCGGCAACCUCAGGAGAAACAAAGCAGGUGUAGUCAUUCAUUGCAACCACAGGAUCCCUUUUGGAGACUGGUUUGAGUAUGUUUCUUCCCCGAACUACCUAGCAGAGCUCAUGAUCUACAUUUCCAUGGCUGUCACCUUUGGCUUCCACAACACAACUUGGUGGCUGGUGGUGACAUACGUCUUCUUCAGCCAGGCCCUGUCUGCGUUCCUUAGCCACAAAUUCUACACGAGCCAAUUUGUCUCCUACCCAAAGCACAGGAGAGCUUUCCUGCCAUUUUUGUUUUAAGCUCACCUCAGUCAUGAAUAGUGUAAGCCAGGUGACAAGUUCAGGUUCCUAGAGACCUAAAGUCAGAAGCCUGCAGGACUGUUUGACAUUCUCUAUUCUGCUUUUACACGAAGAACUUCUCACAGAGUAAACAAAGCAGUAACCCCCCAAGAGUCUUGGGAGUGGCUUCAGCCACUUCUGGCACACGUGGGUGCCAUGACUGCUUGCUACUAUGCUUUAUAAAGCCAACCCUGGAUAAAAAGUAGCUGCGACUUCUCCAGGCAGCUUCACCAACACCUGACCAAUAGUUGGGACAUCGUCACAUACCUUCAUUCUUACACCAGGGAAGAUGAGAACACCUGCACAUGGGGUGGCUGCUUAAGAAACAAUGAGCUGCCCUGCUUGAUAAAGGAUCUAGUAGGUGCUCAAUAAACAUUUGUUAUAUGUCAAUAAAAGAAAUGCCUUUGAGAAUAA